AUGCCACACAAUCCACUGGGGGCCGCAGGGCCCCGCGUAGCUGUUGCAUGUGGGGCCCACCUGCUGCCGACAGCUACGAGUUCAAAGCUGUAUGGUCCUGGAGACGCGGGGGCCCCCCAAGCAGCAGCAGCAGCAGCAGCAGCAGAAAGCGCAGCAGCAACAGCCAUACUGUGGGAGGAACUGCCUGAGGAUAACAAUGGCCUUUGUCUUAUAGACCUGCAGGGUGAGGCCCUGAUGGCCAUUCAGAGGUCACCCGACACAGCAGCAAAGGUUGUGCCGCUGCAGGCUUCGUCGGAAGCAGCAGGAGAGAAGCAGCAGCAGCAGCAGGAGGGCGGUGCAGGCUGCGAGCUUUGGGGUGCAGGGGCCCUGGCUGUGCUGCGGCGCGUGCGGCGGCCGAUACAGUUGAAUGUUGCGGGGUGUACGUACACCUCAGAUGCUGCAGCAGAGACAGAAGCAUGGGAGCUGCAGGGGACAGUGAAAAAGGCUCUGUCUUUCUGCACUCCGCCGGUGCUGAACCCCUUCAAGGAGCUCUUCGUUACCCAGACAGCAACGCUGCAGCAGCAGCAGCAGGGAGGAGCAACAGCAGCAGCAACCAGUGCAGCUGCUGCUGCUAUUGCUUCUACAGCCGAAGCAGCAGCACCUGAUAUACCCGCCAGUGAUGCUGUGUGGCUCAUAGCAGCAUCACCGCAUCUGCAGCACAUGCAGGAUUCGUGGCAGCUGCUGCACCUGGGCAGCGCGGUGCGCGAGGAGGUGCAGCAGCAGCAGCAGCAGCAGCAGCAGCGGCUGCUGCUGAUAAAGAGCCGGCCUGCUGCACUGCCUCUCUCCCCCACUGCUGCGCAGCAGCGGGAGGAAGAAGAAGCUGUCAUCUGCACCCGCAGCAGCACACUGCGGCCGUUGCAGAACACCAUAGACGGAGAGGUGCUCGUCUGCUGCAGGACCCCUGCUGCUGCUGCUGCUGCUGCAGCAGACGAUGAAGUCAUGGUCGUGGACGAUGAGGGCAGCAACAGCAGCAGCAGCAACAGCAGCAGCAGCAACAGCAGCAGCAGCAACAGCAACAGCAGCAGCAGCAACAGCAGCAGCAGCAACAGCAGGGCAGGCAGUCAUGGGGUUGCAGUUCUGGGCGUGUGCAGGUCUGUGCUGCAGCUGGAGAAAUCACGCGGGCGGUUUAACCAGGUGCAGCAGCUGCUGCAGCUGCCGCUGCAGCAGGUGCUGUCUGUGCAUCCGCAUGCAGUGCCCGCAGCAGCUGCUGCUGCUGGGCGCACGGUGCUGCCAUCUGCUUUCCUGCUGCAGCAGGUGCAAGCCUCCCCUGUAGAGACAGCAGCAGUCCUGCUAGGCGACGCAGGCCUCGCCUUUGGUGACGCUGACGCAGCUGCUGCUGCUGCUGCAGCAGCAGCAGCAGCAGCAACAGCAGCGUCUCCUCAGCAGACGCAGCAGCAGCGCUUGAGUGAGCUGCUGCACAAGCUGCCGCCCCUGUGGGGGUCGCUGCCUGCUGCUGUCUCUGGCGUCGUUCUCUAUGAUCCAGACGUAGGCGGAUAUUUCUCUGUCUCUGCUGCUGUGCUGCACAAGUGGGUGCUGCGCAUAGCAGACUGUAUAGCCCUGGGGAGCAACAGCAGCGGCAGCAACAGCAGCAGCAGCAGCAGCAGCGGGAGCGAGUGGUUUACUGUUGGCUGGGCGUUGGAUGCCAUUGAGAGCUGCGUGCAGCAGCACGGGCUUGUUGUGCCGGAGCUGCGUAUACACCCCAACGGAGCAGCAGCAGCAGCAGCAGCAGCAGCAGCAGCAGCAGCAGCAGCAGCAGCAGCAGAGGGCGCUGCAGCAGACAGCGAGAAAUAUCCUCGGUUGACAGCAGGUCUGCUGCUGCAGCUGCUGCGGCACUUCUGUGACGUGCGGAUCCCGCAGCUCUGCUGCAGCAGCCACCCCACGGCCUUUGGGGACAGCUGUCCCCCUCUUCCUACAGAAGCAGGUGCAGCAGCAGCAGCAGCAGCAGCAGCAGCAACAGCAGCAGAAGGGGACCUGGUAGAUGCACUGAGCUCGUUAGAGAGAGUCCUGGGGGACCCAGAGACGGCGAGAAAAGCAGAGGCAGCAGUGAGCCUGCUGAAGCUGCAUUCGUUGCUGGCAGCAGAAACAGCAGCAAGUGUUGGGCUGCUGCUAGAGCUGCAGUUUGUUGCUGCAGCAGACAUUAAGAAAUUCUGCGUCGCCCUGGGGAGGCGGUGGCAGCAGCUGCCUCUCAGUAUCGUGCAGGGGGGAGAGAGGCACCUGGAGGCCCGUGUUGCAGCGGUGAAGGCUGCUGCUGCUGCUGCUGUUGUUGCUGUUGCUGCUGCUCAAAGCCAGCAGCAGCAGCAGGAGCAACAGCAACAGCAGCAGCAGCAGCAGCAGCAGCAGCAGCAGGAGGAAGCGGUGCAUGAGUUGUUACUCGCAGCAGCUGAUCAUGUGCCCCUGCUGGCUGUGUGGUUUCAUCGGGAGCAGCUGCAGCAGAAGACAGGCCGCUCUCUAUCUGCUGCUGCGCUGCUGCGCUGCUGCUGCUUCGGCUUCCCUGACCUCCGCACGGACUUCAGGCAGCAGCAGGCAGCUGCCCCCAGGUGUCUCCUCUACCCCAACCGUUCCCCAGAGGGACUUAGCAGUGAAGCUGGGGGCUCCGCCGGCCGGGUACUGCUUCGUGUUUCAGACGGUCUUGUCUGCGGCGACGCAGGAGAAGGUCACCUCCUUCAAGUCCAGGAACGUUCCUCUCCCCUUCUGGGAGCUCGAGUGAUAUAUCAGCUCAGCAGCAGCAGCAGCAGCAGCAGCAGCAGCAAGAGCAGCAGCAGCUGCAGCAGCAGCAGCAACAGGGAGGCAGCUGCUAGGCCCAGCUCGGCGGGGCGUUUGCUGCAUGCGUCCCCUGGCUUGAAGUAA
This is a messenger RNA of Eimeria mitis, 2886 nucleotides long. RefSeq lists its product as uncharacterized. The record is from RefSeq and is a predicted model, not a curated record. Lineage: Eukaryota; Apicomplexa; Conoidasida; Eucoccidiorida; Eimeriidae.